UUUACGCUAUUUACGUUGGCUGCAAUUAUAACUCAUGUUGAUGAGGAGUUCGGAUGUGUUAGAGAGGGGACGACUUUGCUUGGGACUGUUUUUGCAGCUUUGAUCAGAUUGAGCUGGUGGAGACCUAGAAUGUGACUGGAAUGGAAGCCUAUUGACUGAGGCCCUGAUUGGUGGAAGGACUGGAGACGAGGCCCUGAUUGGUGGAAGGACUGGAGACUGAGGCCCCUGAUUGGUGGAAGGACUGGAGACUGUGGCCCUGAUUGGUGGAAGGACAAGGUAGGAGGGAUCAUGUUUCCCAGCAUACAGAGCGACAGGAAGAGGAAGCUGAGCGUGACCUCGAAGGGUGCGACUGACGAGUACUGUCUGAGAAGACCGAAGGAGGAUCCAGCCAAGAUGAAGAACAAGACACCCAGCAACACACCAGCGAGCAGUAAGAGGAAGGCGUGGUCAUGGGAGCAGUAUCUGGAGGAGGAGGGGACCAUGGACGACACCUGCACUGCUGCUCCUGUUACACUGUUCACUGAGGCCCAGUUGUUCCCCAGCAGUAAGAAUGGGUUCAAGGUGGGAAUGAGGUUGGAGGGUAUCGACCCGCUCCACCCCUCCAUGUUCUGUGUCCUGUCGGUGGCAGAGGUGAUUGGCUUCCGAAUGCGCCUACACAUUGAUGGUUACUCUGAGUGCUAUGACUUCUGGGUAAAUGCCGACUCCCCCGACAUCAGACCAGCUGGCUGGUGCCAGGCAACAGAACACACGCUCCACCCACCUAAAGGCUACAGUGAAGAAGAGUUUGACUGGGAGACUUACCUCCUCUCCUGUGAAUCCCAGGCCUCCCCAGAGGCCCUGUUCACAGACCACAGCAGUCCCCAGGGCUCCUGCAGGCUGCAGGUGGGCAUGAAGCUGGAGGCUGUAGACAGGAAGAAUCCGUGUCUGGUGUGUGUGGCGUCCGUGGCUGACAUUGUAGACCACCGCUUCCUGGUCCACUUUGACAACUGGGACGACACCUACGACUACUGGUGUGAUGCCAGCAGCCCUCAUAUCCACCCUGUGGGCUGGUGCCAGGACCAUGUACGACCUCUUACUGCACCUCAGGGACAUCCGAACCCAGAACACUUCCUCUGGGAGGAGUAUCUAGAAGACAAUGGCUGCACCGCAGUACCCAGCCAGGCUUUCGCUAUGAGGGCCCCUCAUGGUUUCAGGGUGAACAUGAAGCUGGAGGCGGUGGACAGGAGGAACCCCAUGCUGAUAAGAGUAGCCACCAUCACUGACACUGAGGACUACAGAGUCAAGAUCCAUUUUGACGGUUGGCAGGAGAAGUUUGACUUCUGGGUGGACUCUGACCAGAGUGACCUGCAUCCUGUGGGCUGGUGCUCCAGCACUGGGCACCCCCUAGAGCCCCCCCUCUCUGCAGCAGGUUCCUCAGACCUCAAGCCUGUCUCUGCCCAGGGGGUGUGUCCUACGCCAGGCUGCAGAGGGGUUGGACAUAUCAAAGGAGCAAAAUACUCAGGACAUCACAGUGCCUUUGGCUGUCCUUACUCAGACCUUAAUGUGAAAAAGGAGGUUGUGGUUCCAGACCGCCUGGGAGGAGAGAAGCAAAUCACCUUCGUACCGGUCCACUUCGUCCAGAAGACCAAGAGGCUCCUCCCUGACGACCACCAGCUGGACACGCCCCCUGACGACCACGCAGACAGGUCGGGGGGGUUUGAGGUGUCAGGUGGUCGUCUGAGGGCACGUCCCCCUGGGGGUGUGGCCAUGGUGAAGAGGGAGGAGCCAGCAACUCAGGGAAACAAGCUGCUGUCUCCCCAGGGCAAAAGAGGCAGGCUGCCCAGCAGGCUUGCCCAGUCAGCCAGGUAUGUGCGUGUAAAGAAGGAGGAGGAAGAGGAGGAGGAAGAUGAAGAUGAGGUGCUGGCCAAUGUGAUGACAGAGCGGGGUGUGGGGGUGGACAGUCUCCAGCAGGCUCUGCACCAGUCUGUGUUCCUGUCGACGGUGUCAUCUGGACCGGGUCUGGAUCUGCCUCUGUGUUGGGAGCAGCACUGUAAGCUGCUGCCCGGGGUGGCGGGCGUGCAGGCCAGCCGUGUGGAGCACUGGAGCGUGGAGGAGGUCGCUGACUUCCUCCAGUCCCUCCCAGGCUGUGAGGAGCAGGCGAAGAGGUUCAGAGAGGAGCAAAUCGAUGGAAAGGCCUUCCUGCUGCUGACGCAGCGCGACAUAGUCAAGAUUAUGAGUGUCAAGCUUGGUCCCGCCCUCAAGAUUUACAACGCCAUCCUCAUGUUUAAGCAUGCAGAGGACAGCAAAUCUGCACCCAGCCACACCCUCACCUGAACUGACCAAACUAGACUCACUGAUUCAUCAUUCCAAUCCGACCCCUCGCCCUACACAUGAGAGCUGAACUCCUGGGACCCACCAGCAUCUCACUGUCUGCCUUUUAUAACCACACACACACACACAUGCUGUAUUUUAUAUAUACUGAUUUUCCCCUGGUCUGUCUAGCUGACAGAGUAUCAAAUGUGACAAUCACUUCACAGACUGGUGCUGUGCUUCUCUGGGUCACACAAACACGCUCGCACACUUGCGCACGCACACAUGCCCACACAUACACACACAUGCCCACACAUACACACAC
Hypomesus transpacificus is the source of this 2614-nucleotide messenger RNA. Its product is annotated as lethal(3)malignant brain tumor-like protein 4. The record is from RefSeq and is a predicted model, not a curated record. NCBI's taxonomy places the organism in Eukaryota, Metazoa, Chordata, Actinopteri, Osmeriformes, Osmeridae. Gene Ontology annotation, cellular component: nucleus. Gene Ontology annotation, molecular function: zinc ion binding; protein binding. Gene Ontology annotation, biological process: regulation of DNA-templated transcription.